AUGGGUUUCUCAGACCUCUUCUUGUUCUCAUUAUUGUUAUUCGUUGCAUUCCCACAAGUAAGAUCAGGAGAUGCAGAUGCACUUCUUGCAUUAAAGGUUGUAAUCGACCCAUUGGGUUUUCUUCAAUGGGGAAGGGGAACUGAUUUCUGCAGGUGGGAAGGGGUUAAAGAAUGCAUGAAUGGAAGGGUCAUUAGGCUUGUGAUUGAAAGACUAAAUUUGAGUGGCACUCUGGAUGGGAAAAGCCUGAAUCAGUUGGAUCAGCUUAGGGUUUUGAGCUUUAAAGACAACUCUCUUUCUGGGUCAAUUCCACAACUCUCUGGCCUAGCAAAUCUGAAAUCUCUUUACCUCAAUGAUAAUAAGUUUUCCGGUGAAAUCCCGGCUGGGAUUUCAGUCCUUCACCGCCUGAAAGUUGUGGUUCUUUCUGGUAACAGACUAUCCGGUCACAUUCCUCUGUCCUUCGCUGUUACGAACAGAUUAUAUGUUCUUUAUUUGCAGGAUAAUCAAUUGACUGGUGAUAUUCCACCUUUUAAUCAGACUAGUUUAAGAUUCUUUAACGUGUCUAAUAAUUUACUCUCUGGUGAAAUCCCUGUGACCAAUUCAUUGGUUAGGUUUAAUCAAUCCUCAUUCAGAGGUAACAUUGAUUUAUGCAGUGAUCGAAUUCAAAAACCGUGUAAUUUUGGUCCAUCAUAUCCAAUCCCGCCCACUAACAAAUCGGGGCAUCAUAAGAGGAAUAAGAAGCUUAUUGUUGUAAGUGUUUCAUGUAUUGGUGGAUUUGUGUUGUGCAUUUUACUUAUACUUCUGAUUGCAUGUUUGAGGAAGAGAAGAAAGAAAGAGGAGACAAAGAGUAAAGUGGUCGCACGAGCAGUUGAUGAAGGGACUACAAGUGCGGGUAGGGACGGUGAUGAUGGGGGAAAACAAGGAGUAUUCUCGUGGGACCAAGGGGGUGAAGGACCAGGGAGUUUGGUGUUCCUUGGACCAGGCGAUCAGCAAAUGAGCUUUAGUUUGGAGGAUUUGUUGAAGGCUUCAGCUGAGACGUUGGGUAGGGGGAGCAUGGGGAGCACGUACAAAGCAGUGAUGGAGUCGGGUUACAUUGUUACUGUUAAGAGGCUAAAGGAUGCUAGGUAUCCGAGGAUGGAGGAGUUCAGGCGACAUAUUGAAAUUAUUGGGGGGUUAAGGCAUCCCAAUCUUGUUCCACUCAGGGCUUAUUUCCAGGCUAGGGAAGAACGCCUGCUUGUGUAUGAUUAUUUUCCCAAUGGCAGUCUCUUCACUCUCAUUCACGGAUCAAGAGCUUCAGGUGGUUCAAAGCCUCUUCAUUGGACAUCCUGCCUUAAAAUAGCAGAGGAUUUGGCAACUGGACUGCUUUAUAUCCAUCAGAACCCUGGUUUAACUCAUGGGAACUUAAAAUCGUCAAACAUACUUUUGGGGUCGGAUUUCGAGUCCUGUCUCACAGAUUACGGUCUAACACCUUUUAGAAACAUAGAUUCCGUUGAGGAAUCGAGUGCUUCUUCCCACUUUUACCGAGCCCCCGAAUGUCGUGAUGUGCGAAGGCCACUAACACAACUAGCUGAUAUCUAUAGCUUUGGCAUCCUUCUCCUCGAGCUCCUGACAGGAAAGACUCCUUCCCAAGACCAUGUUGAAGAAUACGGCUCGGAUAUCCCUAAAUGGGUGCGAUCAGUACGUGGAGAAGAGACAGAGUCAGGCGAUGACCCUACAUCAUCUAGCAAUGAAACUUCAGAGGAAAAGCUCAGCGCACUUCUGAAAAUUGCAGUGGCUUGUAUUUCUGUUGCACCAGAAAACCGUCCUGCUGCAGGGGAGGUUUUAACGAUGAUUAGAGAGGCUAGAGCAAAAGCUCAACUAUCUUCUAAUAGUAGUGACCAUUCACCAGGAAGAUGGUCAGAUACUGUUCAAAGCUUGCCUCGAGAAGAACAUUUGAGUAUUUGA
Messenger RNA from Fraxinus pennsylvanica, 1941 nucleotides. The record is from the annotation of a GenBank genome assembly. NCBI's taxonomy places the organism in Eukaryota, Viridiplantae, Streptophyta, Magnoliopsida, Lamiales, Oleaceae.